AUGUUUACAGAUUAUGAAGAAAGAAUUGUAAUUCAUGAACCUAAAGAAAAAUCUAUUACAGUUGAAAAUAAAUAUAAUUUAAGAAAUGCAAAAACUUUAAUAGAGAAAUUAAAUAAAUUAUGUAAACAAUCAUUGUGUUCAAAAACUAAAUUUUUAUUUCAAGAUUAUUUAAUAGAAAUUGAAAAUGGUGAAAAAAGUCAUUAUAUGCAAUGUAGAGAAUUAUUUCAAUCAUUGAACCCACCAGAAAGAUUACUUGAUUUAUCAUUUAAAUCUGAUUUUAUUAAAUCACCAUCAGUUGAAAGUAAAUUAUUUUCAAAAAUUAAAUCACAAAAUGAGAGUAUUAUAAAUUUAAUUGAUAGUAUUUAUAGUGAAAAAGUAAAAGAAUCAUUUUUACAAUUAAUAGAUGAUUGUAAAGUUUAUAUUGAAGAAUUAGUAAAUAAUGUUUUAGAAUGCAUAAAGGGUGGUAAAGAAAUUGAUCAAGAUAUUUUUAAACCAACUGGUACAAUUAUUAUUGAAUCAAAUGGAUGGGAACAAGAUAUAUCAUUAAAUGAUGCAUAUAAAAUAUCUUGUUAUGAUCCAGAUGAAUAUUGUUUUUUAGCUUUUUUCCCUUCAAUUUUAAUUCACAAUGGUGAAAUUUCAUUGCCAGUUGAAAAUGAUAUUUUUCUUUUAGAUCAUAUGUUUGAAUUUGUUGAUCAUAAAAUAGUUGAACAAUUUGUUAAAAUAGAUAUCGAUGAUUUUAUGGUAGAUUGGCUAAAUCAUUUACAAAAGUAUCAUGAUUCAUCCAUUAGUUUAAUGAAAUCAAUAAAAGAAAAGAAAUUUGAUAAUAAUGAUACCGUUGUUGGAGUUCCAUUUUCACCUGGUCAAAUUGAGAAUGUUUAUUCAAAAUUAAUAAGAUUAAAAAGUUUAUUUAUAAGCAAUGGUGAUAAUAAAAUAACUCAUUUAGACGUUUUUCAAUAUUUAGAACCAUAUGUAACAAUCAAAUAUAAACCAUUUCUAUUGGAUGAAUCAAUGUCAAUAUAUGAAAAAUAUUUAAAUUACUCUAAAACAAUAUUUUUUGAUCUUUCAUUGUUUCAUCAAUUAGAAGUUGGAGGUGCACAAACAACUGAUAAGUUUUUAAAAGUUUUAUAUAGUGGUGAAUAUGGUCCAAAACAAGCAUUUGAAGAAUAUUAUAAAAUUAAAGCUCAAAAUAUUAAAUUUGCAAAAUCAAUUAAAGAUAUAAAUAUUCUUCACAAUUAG
This is a messenger RNA of Dictyostelium discoideum AX4, 1236 nucleotides long. RefSeq lists its product as hypothetical. Bases 1 to 1236 code for a protein of 411 amino acids. The record is from RefSeq and is a predicted model, not a curated record. Lineage: Eukaryota; Evosea; Eumycetozoa; Dictyosteliales; Dictyosteliaceae. The transcript has a single exon.